Molecule: messenger RNA, 1224 nt
Organism: Gracilinanus agilis (Agile Gracile Mouse Opossum)
Lineage: Eukaryota; Metazoa; Chordata; Mammalia; Didelphimorphia; Didelphidae
Gene: DIO1
Product: iodothyronine deiodinase 1
Exons: 4
Molecular function (GO): thyroxine 5'-deiodinase activity
Source: RefSeq, a predicted model, not a curated record
AUGGCGGAGCUGCUGUUCUGGGUCAAGCGUCUCUGGGUCUUGCUCCAGGUGGUUGGGCACGUUGUGGUGGGGAAGCUGAUGAAGACCCUUUUCCCAGACAUGAUGAAGAAGCACAUCCUGAGCAUGGGCCAGAAGAGCAGCAUUUUUCAGAACCCCAACUUUAAGUAUGAGAACUGGGGUCCCACGUUCUUCACUGUCCCCUAUUUCCUCUUUGUCCUGAAGGUCCGGUGGCAGCGGCUGGAGGACCAGGCACUACAGGGAGGGCCGGCCCCCAACUGCCCUGUGGUCAGCCUCAAGGGAGAGAGUCACCACAUCUGGGACUUCAUGCACGGCAACAGGCCUUUGGUGUUGAGUUUUGGAAGCUGCACCUGACCCUCAUUUAUCUUCAAAUUUGACCAGUUCCAAAAGAUCAUUGAAGACUUCAGCUCAGUAGCAGAUUUUCUCAUUAUCUACAUUGAAGAAGCUCAUGCCACAGAUGGCUGGGCUUUUGCAAACAAUAUAGACAUUAAAAAGCAUCGCACCCUCCAGGAUCGCAUGGAGGCUGCCCAGCUGUUGAUGGACAGGAAACCACUGUGCCCCAUCGUUGUGGACACCAUGGACAACUUGACCACCAGGAACUAUGCUGCACUCCCAGAGCGCUUUUAUAUUCUUCUGGAAGGCAAGAUCCUCUACAAGGGUGGACCAGGCCCUUGGAGUUACAACCCAGAAGAGGUCCGGUCUGUCUUGGAAACACUGAGCAGAUAAACCAUUGGGAAGUUCUGUACUUCCAGUGACAGAGGUGAUUCAGGCUUCCCACCCUCUAAGCCCCUCAGAUCAUUCAUUCCAAAUAUUCUGGCUGAGCUAAGGGUGGUUGUUUCAGGGAGCCGCUGACUGUUAGUUCCCUGAGAACAGGGCCAGGCCCAACACCACAGAGACAUUAUUAAAGCCUCCCUGACUGGUUCUUUUCUUUUUGUCUUAAAGGAUGCCUGUUCAACUUGUUGUUCAGUGAUGCAUGUUUGUUUAAGAAAAUCUGCUUUCUGGUGUCUCUGCAAGUCAUAGCAGACUCCAUCCAGCUAGGAAAGGAUCCAUUAGACACGUUGUUGUUGUGCAUUUCCAUCCUGCUUCUACAAAUAUUUAUUUAUGAUAGUCACAGCCUAAAGCUCAGGGCAGCUGGGAUUUGAUGUGAGAAAAUGUUUGUAAGAGGCAGUGAGUACACAUGGAAGUGAUUAAAAGUUCCUAAGAAGA